CGCUAAUUUUGCACGAAUAGUUGCCGGAGCGGAUUUCUAUACAGGGUAUAACAAGUACUGUUUUUUUCACCAUAAGUUGUCGUGAUUUGUGCUUUAAUUUUCAGUUAACAUUGAUUAAUUUUCAGUUAACUAUAUAAAGUGCUCGCAAUGAACGGCUGCUCAGAUAUGUCGCAGAACCUCACUACUAGAGUCGUUAAAUAUAUAGGACGACAGACGCCCUUGCACUACAACAAGUGUUUUUAUCCGAAUAUCUGUCAUGUGUGCAAGUCACCAAACGGAGGCGCAUUGCUAUUGUGUGGACGGUGCCGCAUGAUUUCGUACUGCAGCGUCAAGCACAAAAUGCAGCACAUGUGGCAACAUGAGGACAUCUGUUCAAUUAUAGAAAAAUUGUUAAAAGAGAAUCCGUGGUACUACACACGCCGUUUAACCGCAUCUGAAUGGUUACGAUCGAGGGAAGAACUAAAAAAUUUAGUCAUAAACAAACUGCACCGGCCAUUGGAGACAUACGAGUGGGAGAUGUUCAUGCGCGCAAAAUCGUGUUUUAUUUGUCAUCGACAGGCCAAUUUGCGUGCCUGCGGUAUUUGCUUUUCCGCCAAUUAUUGCUCCAGGCAUUCAGAAGAUUUUCACAGAUACCAUAGAUCUAUUUGCAAGGAACUCCUAGUAGCCCUUAAUUCAUGUAUCCUUAUGGGAAUUACCAAACAAUCGAUGAAAUUUAAAAAAGUUUCUAACUUUACGUGGAGCAACGAGUGUCCUUUAAAUAUGCUUGAGUUUAUUGGAUUGUACUUACAUCGUAAUAACAGAAUCUGGGCUACAAAUCCCUGGACUAUCGAUCUUUUUAAAGUUAACGAUUUCAAAUAUUCUACAUAUGCGUCAGAUUCGCUUACAUUGUACUACGGAAUGAAGGAUGCAAAUUUGGUACACCUUUUGUCGAAACCUGUCUGUGUCAUUCAUAUUGUCCACCCUAGAAUUGUAUGUAAAUCUUUUUUUCAAGCCUGGGAGCUUUCAUUGCAUCUCUUGUGUCCUGAUGUACAGAAAAUAAUAAUUGUAUUAAUAGGAUCAGAAUUAUCGUUUAGAUCGCGUACACUCAAAAUGUGCGCUGAAUGCCGUGCACGUAAGAAAAGUAUUAUUAUUGAAUAUUAUCCGAAGAUGUAUGAAAAUUAUGUCGUAUGUACGGAAUUUAGACGCCCGAAUAAUCAAAAUUGUCCGUUACUUUUCACAACAUUAUUUAAAUGGGAAACAGAACAGUUGGUAACUAAUUUCUAUAACGUUCUGGGUACUACUACACAACCUCUUUUGGUUACAAAAAAUAGAUUCAGCUCUCUCAUUCCAAAUGUUUGUCAUGUUUGCAAGUCUGUAAACGGAGGUAUAUUGAUAUGGUGUAGUCGUUGCAGUAUGAUUUCGUACCCUGAAUUGGACCACAAAAGGACUGACCGAAAUCAACACAAGCAGAUCUGCAAAGUUUUAGUGAAAUGUUUAGAAGAGCGUCCGUGGAACAAAACGAGCAAUUUAACCGAAUGGUAUUCAUUUACACAGGAACUAGCGAAUUAA
Dinoponera quadriceps is the source of this 1548-nucleotide messenger RNA. RefSeq lists its product as uncharacterized. The record is from RefSeq and is a predicted model, not a curated record. Gene Ontology annotation, cellular component: extrinsic component of mitochondrial inner membrane. The transcript has 3 exons. The coding region runs from base 148 to 1548 and encodes 466 amino acids. Lineage: Eukaryota; Metazoa; Arthropoda; Insecta; Hymenoptera; Formicidae.